Molecule: messenger RNA, 2376 nt
Organism: Gregarina niphandrodes
Lineage: Eukaryota; Apicomplexa; Conoidasida; Eugregarinorida; Gregarinidae
Exons: 1
Coding region: 1-2376 (791 amino acids)
Source: RefSeq, a predicted model, not a curated record
AUGAGUAUGAACCGUCAUCAUGGACACGUGUACAAAAAGGUAAUCGGUGCUCAACCCGAAGAUAUCUCCGAGUCCCUUUCGGUGAUGGAGAUGCCUAGGGAAAUAGGCACCAGCGUGAAUGAAGAUGGCACUGUUGAGCCGGCGAAAUAUGUUGCGAACCUUAAUACGAGGAGGGUCGUGACGUUGAGUACUCUGCUGAAGUUUUACCGAUUGAGAGAGGAUCAGGAACAGUUAAGUGUUUCUGAAUUCAAGUGUAUAGUCAACACUAGUUCGUUUUUGGACUACUUUGUGCUUGUGGAUAUGACCGAUCGUGUGUUCUAUAUUUCUAGCGCGAUUGAAAGCGAGUGGCUUCCACGAGGGUUCCGGAUUUGCUAUAUGGAUGGUGGGAAGCAUUCGAGUGAGGAAGCGCGUAGCCUGGGGGAGAUUAAAGAUGCGAGUAUGGUACUGGUGCUACCGUGGUUGAGUCCAAUAUAUAUGAAUCAGGUUUGGACUCACUAUCCGGUAUCAUGCUGGCCCCAUUUGGACCUUCUGGCUCGAAGCAGUCGACGACCUCAUGAAGAUAUAUUGAAUACCUUGUUCUCUGUACCAAGUUGCGACGUAGACGGAUUUGGGCCGUCGGAAGAGUGGCUCUUGCUUAACGGUUACGGCAAGAUACUCUUUGAGGGCACGACUCUGGCAUUUUUGUUUGAAGAGAAGCAACGGACAGCCGACCCUGACAAUGUCUCCACGGAGGUAAUUUCUGCCAGCAGUAGCACCUCAGAAAGCGGGACCGAGGAUGGGACCGAGGAUGCGGCGAUAGCCGCCGCGGAGGAAGAGGAUGUGGUGGAGACAUGGUUGUGGUUGCCAACGCGGAAGAGGUUGCAGUGGCAUGACAUCAUGGCAAAGAAUUCAUUCCGAGCGGACAUGGCAGGCUCGGAGACAUCGUCGCCUUUGGGAGCGUUCGACAACUUUGUGCGAACGCAUUAUUGUACUACGGUGAGUGCAGCGCAAGUGAUGGAGUUGGCGCGUUCUUUGAACGAGUUUCCAGAACCGGCCAUGCGAGAUUUGAACCCGCAAUGUGCGCCGUCAACACCACUCAAGGCGAACAUCGAGAUGGGGGGGGUGCAGGAGUUCUGUGUGGAUCGACGAUUGGUGCAUCGCGGUGCAGGUGAGCACUUGGCCUUCGCAGUACCGUUGGUGAGUGCGUACAAUACCCGGUUAAGUAACCUGUUGCGCGAUAUGGAACUCAUUCCAUCAUUACAUGAGCUAGCGACCAUUACAGGUUGCGUAAAUCCAGACGCCAUCCCCGGUCGCAGCGACAAGCGCUUACGAUUGCAGAAUGCGUACAACGCACUUCUUCAGGAGCUCGACCAAGUAGUUUUCGACCGUAACUGGCCACCGACUGGUCGACGCAUGGAUCCCGGAGUCAACGACCGACAAUAUCAAGCCCGAGCCUCCGCCGCCUAUCUCGCCUCAGCACUCAAUCUUACCACCGGAGAUGAUGCAGAACGCGAUGCCACGCCAUGGCAUCCACUCCUCUUCUGCUCCAUUAACCAAGCAGCCUGCCGCAAACGCAAUCUCUCACCUGAAGAUAUCUCUGCCGAACUCUUAAAAGUCCUCAACGACUUCCAGAACAACUACUUCCUAGAACCCCUACGAACACACCUCUACAGCGCACCUUACGUACUCUACAACCAUCACCUGAUAGCCCGAAUGGUCGCUUUCCAAAGACAUAUCCUGAAUCUAAGGACACGACAAAGAGUACUCUCCGCCAUGUGGCUCAGGACCAAACGUUACUGCGACGCCGCCGAGGCCAACCACGUAUCGGAAGUUAAUCAGGUAUUGGAAGUUGGUCAGAAACGACGACCAGCCACGGAAUUGCUCUACGUCAUCAACCAGUUCCUCGUGGACAAGACCGGCCUCGCAGUUCCGCAAAUGACCUACUCUCCCGAGCUUGCUCGCUAUCAACUAAUCUCCACUUGCUCGUGCCACGCCAACUCUAGCGAAGGCAAACGGCAAAAAUUCCUUCACCAUCUCUUUCAAAAAUACAUCCCAGAUUACCCCGCAGCUACGGACUUCAAAAUACCCACGGACCUCUGUCUGUGCGUCGACCCCGUCGCACUAGCCUCCUAUGUCGUUCCCGAAACCCACAAUCGAUGGAUGGGCAUGCUGGAGCAUGAAUUCCGAGAACUACAGGGACUUGAGGAAGUGAACGGAUGGAAUGACAACGAAAUGAACUACUUGGACUACAAGUUCGCUGACGUUGCCCCAGCCGAAGAGGCUGAUGUUGUCAUUACCAAGGAUCAAGAAAUUGCGGAAUUGCUGGGAGAAGAAGAAGACUUCCCAGAGUUGUUAGCUCCAUCCUUUCAGCCUGAUAAAGUUAUUCCUCAGAGGUAA